UAUGCGUUAAACAUUGCAAGGAUGGACGAAGAACUGCAAUUUGAGCCGACUAAAAUCGAACACUAUGGGCAUUUCUACUCGAACGGCUUCAUUCGGAGCGUGCCCGACUCGUGCCUCUUGUCGAGUAUUUUCCCGCAGGUGGCCAAGGAGAUAAGCGACUUUGAGGUUCACCCAAAUGACACCUGGGUCAUCACAUUUCCUAAAUGCGGCACCACUUGGACGCAAGAAAUGGUUUGGCUGUUGCAGAACAAUUUAGAUUUCGACAGAGCGAAGGAGAUUUCACUCUCGGAUCGGUUCCCGUUUUUAGAGGCAACAUCAAUGGCGCCAGAUUUCUCCAAAUUUUUGAGCGGACAGGAAGUGGCAGUGAACGCUUCAAUCGAGAAUAUUAAAAAUUCACCCCAGCCGAGGUUCAUCAAAACGCAUUUGCACAAAAGAUUCUUGCCGAAGCAGCUGUGGACCGUGAAGCCAAAGAUAUUUUACGUUGUGAGAGAAGUGAAAGACGUAAUCGUCUCUUAUUAUCACCACAAACGAUUUUUCUACGGAUACACAGCCGACCUUGAGACUUUCGCCCGAUCUUUCAUGAAGGACGAAAUUAUAUUCUGUCCAUUCUGGAGCCACGUGACGGACUUCUGGAAAAUUAAAGACGAGCCAAAUAUUCUGUUCCUCUCCUAUGAAGAAAUGCUGCAAGAUUUAGCUGCGGUUGUGCGGAAGGUGGCUGCCUUUUUGGACAAAUCCCUGACGGCCGAGCAAGUGGACAAACUGUGCCACCACCUGAAUUUCAAGCAGAUGAAAAGCAAUAAAAGCGUGAAUUUCGAGGGCGUUGGAGAAGUCUUGAGGACCAAAAAUAUCUCCAGUGACGAUAACUGCAGAUUUUUCAGGGAAGGAAAGUCAGGAUCAGGCAAGGAGCAAAUGUCUGAGGAACUCGUCAAGGAAGUUGACGAGUGGUCCAGGAAGAAAUUGGAAUCUUCUGAUUUUAAAAUGUAUUUCUAAGAGUAUAAUUAUUAAAAUUUCAUUUUU
Molecule: messenger RNA, 1017 nt
Organism: Cloeon dipterum
Lineage: Eukaryota; Metazoa; Arthropoda; Insecta; Ephemeroptera; Baetidae
Product: luciferin sulfotransferase-like
Exons: 8
Coding region: 22-990 (322 amino acids)
Biological process (GO): sulfation
Cellular component (GO): cytoplasm
Molecular function (GO): sulfotransferase activity
Source: RefSeq, a predicted model, not a curated record